GAAAGCAAAACAUUUGACAAUAUGGAUGAGGAAAUGUUCCAAAAUGUUUUGAAUAAAGCUUCGAAAUAUCCGAAGCCGGAUGUCAAAUAUACGUAUGGCACGGCUGGCUUUCGUCUCAAAGCAGAGCUUCUUCCCUCUGUGAUGUAUCGCAUGGGAUUACUUGCUGUCCUAAGAUCUCGCGCUUGCGGGAACCAAACUAUAGGUCUCAUGGUGACUGCUUCGCACAAUGCGGUUCAAGACAACGGCGUGAAACUGAUUGAUCCAAUGGGAGAGAUGCUUGAAGCCGCUUGGGAGAAUCAUGCCACGGAGUUAGCCAAUAGUGAAGAUAUUGGGCAAUGCUUGCGUGAUCUCACCAAACGUGUUAAAUCUACUUGUCAAGAUUGGAGCAAUGAUGGGAACAUCGUGCUUGCCAGGGAUACCAGACCCUCAGGCGUCGAGCUUGUCCAAUCAGCGCUUGAUGCAGCCAAGGCCUUCCGCGGGAAGUUUAAAGACUUAGGUAUCUUGACAACUCCUCAACUUCAUUACAUUGUGCGCUGCACUAACGAUCCCGACUAUGGAAAGGCAAGUGAAGAGGGUUAUUACCAAAAAAUCUCAUCUGCUUUCCUAAAGUUAACGAAAUCCCUGACUCUAUCAUCCAUCAAUAUUGAUGGUGCGAAUGGCGUGGGUGCAUUGAAGUUUGCCGCGAUGGGAAAGUAUUUGGAAAACGCAUUGCCCAUGCGCGUUUAUAAUGACGGUACCUCCGGUGAACUAAAUAAAAAUUGCGGUGCGGAUUUUGUUAAAGUUUCCCAGAAGGCUCCGGAAGGCCUGGAAAUGAUUGUUGGCGAAAAGUACGCUUCCGUUGACGGAGAUGCUGAUCGAAUUGUGUAUUUUUAUCUGGAUGAAACUGGAUCGUUUCGUUUACUUGACGGCGACAAGAUUUCCACGUUAAUAGCCGGUUUUUUCAAAGAUAUUUUAGUGAGUUCACGUUUAACGCUUGAGCGAGGCUUGGGAGUUGUUCAGACAGCUUAUGCGAACGGUAGUUCCACUGCUUACCUGGACAGCCACUUAGCUGUACCCGUCGCUUGUGUUAAGACUGGGGUAAAGCAUUUGCACAAGAAGGCGAACGACUUCGACAUCGGCGUUUAUUUUGAAGCGAAUGGUCACGGUACGGUGUUGUUUAGCGACGAUUUCAAAGCUAAGUUGAACGAGGCACUGCUAGGAGCGGAAACCCUGCCGGAGAUACGUGUAAAACUGGAGGAUUUGAAAGCGUUGAUGGAACUCGUGAAUGAGACUGUUGGCGAUUCUAUAUCAGAUAUGUUGAUCGUGGAAGCAAUUUUAGCUAAGAAGGGUUGGAGUCUGAAAGACUGGGACCAAUGUUAUGUUGACUUGCCGAAUCGACAGCGAAAAAUUCAAGUUAACGAUCGUACGGUUGUCGUUACGACUGAUGCUGAAAGGAAGGUCACCUUGCCAAAAGGUUUACAACCGGAGAUUGACAAGCUAGUAGCAGGUGUAAAAAACGGCAGGUCGUUUGUCCGACCCUCGGGUACCGAAGAUGUCGUAAGAGUGUAUGCGGAAGCUGCAACUCGCGAGGAAGCGGAGAGUCUCGCCCUAGCUGUUGCACGGAAAGUCUAUGAUUUAGCCGGUGGUGUCGGUGUUAAACCUCAUUGAUUAAACAUUGUGCAACAUUUACGUGGAAUGAGGUGAUAUAAGAAUUUCUAUGUGGCAUUAAAUGUCAUUUUCAUGUCAACAUAUUGCUACUGUAUUUUCAAGUUGAAAGCGAUUAAAUAGUAAAAUGCUUGAAA
Molecule: messenger RNA, 1781 nt
Organism: Xenia sp. Carnegie-2017
Lineage: Eukaryota; Metazoa; Cnidaria; Anthozoa; Malacalcyonacea; Xeniidae
Product: phosphoacetylglucosamine mutase-like
Exons: 2
Coding region: 22-1647 (541 amino acids)
Biological process (GO): carbohydrate metabolic process; UDP-N-acetylglucosamine biosynthetic process
Molecular function (GO): phosphoacetylglucosamine mutase activity
Source: RefSeq, a predicted model, not a curated record